AUGCCUCGCAUUCUACUAGUGGUUGUUCAGCUCGCUUUCGCUAUGAAGAAAGAUCAUGUCACCACCGACGAGGAAAAGGGAUCAUCCCCGGCACCUGUGCUGGCUGCUGCCCUUCAUUCUAUUCAACUGUCUGAGGUGGCACCCGUCAGAGAGCUGUCGUUUAUGCAGGUCUCGUUGGAAGUGCAGAGUCGCUCUCCCAGGAGCCACGGAGAGCCCGCCGUGGACUUCAGCAAAACCCUGACAGACGCAACUGAUGCUGCGCUGGAAGCUGCGCAGGAUGCAGGCAAAUCGGCGGUGCACCUAUCGGAGGUCGCCUCAGAAGCAGCCCACGCAGCGGCACAGAUUGCCGUCACGUUGCAGCGGCUCGGCAUGCGACGGAUUGGCGUGCUGGAGCCUAGCCUUUGCCAUCGCGUCAGGCCUGGCCAAGCAAUGCAACGGCUGUCCAGGUCUUUGGCGACAAAGCUAUCAGAAGAAUAUGCCGCCUCUGCUUCCGCAGCAACACAGUGCCAGCAGUGGCUUCCGAUGCUUCCCAUCGUCCGGCGGCAUCCUGAGUGUGGUGGCGGUUGUGUCGUGCGAAGCGGAGAAGUCAUCAAUCGCACAAGCCAGAUGAGAGACCUGGCAGAUUUUCUCCGAUUGCUCGAGGAAGCCGUGUGCACCAAGUACGUGCUGCUCCGAGUGGCCUUCCUGUGCCUCGGCGGCAUCGUCUCCCCAGCCCAGCGGUGCGGCAUUCUUGAACUGAAGGUUCAGAGCACCUCUGUGUGCAAGCAGGCUUUGAAGUCCCAAGUGAAGAGGUUCAACAUGGCGCACGAGCGGUACGAUCCAACACUUUCGGCGGGUCAUCCUGAUUUGUACGAGCCGGGAUCCCAUGUGACAUGUUACACAGCACCGUGUCUUGUGAGCAACGAAGCUGAGUGCGUUUGUCAAGAAGCCAUCAAGGCUCCAGGUUACAAAGAAGCCUGUUGCCAGUGCUUUGAGGUAGUAGUGCGGUGA
Messenger RNA from Symbiodinium sp. CCMP2456, 990 nucleotides. The record is from the annotation of a GenBank genome assembly. NCBI's taxonomy places the organism in Eukaryota, Dinophyceae, Suessiales, Symbiodiniaceae.